Cyprinus carpio (common carp) is the source of this 3496-nucleotide messenger RNA. Its product is annotated as NACHT, LRR and PYD domains-containing protein 12-like. Gene Ontology annotation, molecular function: protein binding. The record is from RefSeq and is a predicted model, not a curated record. NCBI's taxonomy places the organism in Eukaryota, Metazoa, Chordata, Actinopteri, Cypriniformes, Cyprinidae.
GUUCCAGAGGACAUCUGCACUGUGUAUCGAUGCACCUUACUAGAGAAUAAGACCAGCAAAGCAAGUCAGUUCUCUAUGGAGACAUCAAAUUCACAGGAGCCUAGCUGUGUAUCCAUGAAGAGUGACUGGUCUAUGGAUUUACCACAACAUUUUGCUGUAGGACACAUAUCAACUGAUCUAGGGCAGAGCUCAAACUCAGAGUUUACCUGUAUGUCCAUGAAGAAUGACAGGUCUACAGAAGAGCCGACAAGAUUUAAGGGAAAACACACAACUGAUUUGAGCCAUGAUUUUCAACUUGUCCAGAGCAGAUCCAAAUUGAAUCUGAUGAAGUUUCAGUGUCUUUAUGAAGGAACAGCGACGCAGGGAAACCCAGUACUGCUGAAUGAGAUCUACACAGAGCUCUACAUCACAGAGAGUGGGAUUGGAGAGAUCAGUAAUGAGCAUGAGGUGAGACAGAUUGAGACACAAUCCAGGAGAGCAGCAACAGAGGACACAGCAAUUAAAUGCAAUGACAUCUUUAGAGCUUUACCUGGACAAGAUAAACCCAUCAGAAUUGUGCUGACAAAGGGAGUCGCUGGCAUUGGAAAAACAGUCUCUGUGCAGAAGUUCAUCCUGGACUGGGCUGAAGGGAAAGAGAAUCAGGAUGUCCAGCUCAUAUUUCCACUUCCUUUCAGAGAGCUCAACUUGAUGAAAGACAAAACACUCAGUCUUUCAGAUCUUCUUCAUGUCUUUUUCCCUGAAACCAAAGAAACUGAAAUGUUUAGGGGUGAAUACAAAGUUUUGUUUAUCUUUGAUGGUCUGGAUGAGUGUCGUCUGUCUCUGGAUUUCCAGAGUGAUGUGAGGUUGUGUGAUGUAAGUGAAUCAGCCUCAGUGGACGUGCUGCUGAUGAACCUCAUUGAGGGGAAUCUGCUUCCCUCUGCUCUCAUCUGGAUCACCUCCAGACCAGCAGCAGCUGAUCUCGUCCCCUCUGAGUUUGUCCAUCGAGUGACAGAGGUGUGAGGCUUCAGUGAUCCACAGAAGGAGGAAUACUUCAGGAAGAGAAUCAGUGAUCAGAGUCUGGCCGAUAGGAUCAUCUCACACCUAAAGUCAUCAAGAUGCCUCCACAUCAUGUGCCACAUCCCAGUCUUCUGCUGGAUCUCAGCCGCUGUUAUGGAGAAAAUGUUGAGUGAAGCAGAGAGUGGAGAGAUUCCCAAGACUCUCACUCAAAUGUACACACACUUCCUGAUCCUUCAGACCAACAUCAAACAUCAGAAGGACUAUGAGAAGAACGUGACAGAUAAAGACAUGAUCCUCAAACUGGGGAAAGUGGCUUUUCAGCAGCUUGUGAAAGGCAAUGCGAUCUUCUAUGAGGAAGACCUGAAAGAGUGUGGCAUUGAUGUGACAGAAGCAUCAGUGUACUCAGGAUUGUGCACUCAGAUCUUCAGAGAGGAGUUUGGCUUGUAUCAGGGGAAAGUCUUCUGCUUUGUUCAUCUGAGCAUUCAGGAACAUCUAGCAGCUCUAUAUGUGCACCUCUCCUGUACAAACCACAACAGAAAUGUGUUUGAGCCAAUCACCAAACAGAGUUUGUUGUCUAAAUUUAAGGACCGGUUUCAACUCAGUUCAUCAGAACAUGUUUCAUUAUCUGAGCUGCAUCAGAAAGCUGUGGAUGAGGCUCUACAGAGUAAAAAUGGACAUCUGGAUCUUUUCCUGCGGUUCCUUCUGGGUUUGUCAGUGGAGUCUCAUCAGAUUCUCCUACAACAAAUAAUGACUCUGAAAAGAAGCAGCUCUGACAGCAAUGAGAAAACAGCUGAGUACAUCAAGAAGAAGAUCAGGACCAUUGACUCUCCAGAGAAAUCCAUUUGUCUGUUCCACUGUCUGAAUGAACUGGGUGAUGAUUCAUUGAUGCAGGAGAUCCAUAAUUAUCUGAAAACUGGAAAAAUAAGGGAAACCAAACUAUCCUCUUCACAAUGGUCAGCUUUGGUUUAUGUGUUGCUGACAUUAGAACUGAAAAUGGAUGUUUUUCAUCUAACGCAGUUUGUUGGAGAGCACAAUACAGCAGAUGCAGUUCUUAAGAUGCUGUUGCCUGUGGUUAAAGAAUCCAGAUUAGUUCAUUUGUAUGAUUGUGGACUUACAGAUGAAGGUUGUGCUGCCGUGUCUUCAGCUCUGAGAUCAAACCCUUCAAACUUGAGACAUCUGGAUCUCUCAUUAAAUACUCUAGAAGAUUCAGGAGUUAAUCUACUCUCUGCUGCACUGAAGGAUUCUAACAGUAAACUGGAGAUACUGAGGUUGAGCAAUUGUGGUGUCACAAAGGAAGGUUGUGCUGCUCUGGCUUCAGCUCUGAGAUCAAACCCCUCACACCUGAGAGAACUGGAUCUGUCUAGAAAUGAACUAGGGGUGUCAGGAGUGAAUCUGCUCUCUGCUGCACUGAAGGCUCCUCAUUGUAAACUGGAGAUACUGUGGUUGAAUGAUUGUGGAGUCACAUAUGAGGGUUGUGCUGCUCUGGCUUCAGCUCUGAGAUCAAACACCUCACACCUGAGGCAUCUGAAUCUGUCUGGAAAUAAACUAGGAGACUCGGGAGUGGGACUGCUUUCUGAUGGACUGAAGGAUCCUAACUGUAAACUGGAUAUAUUGUGGUUGAGUUAUUGUGGUGUGACAGAUGAAAGUUGUGCAAAUCUGGCUGUAGCUCUGAGAUCAAGCCACUCAAAUGUGAGAGAACUGGAUCUGUCUGAAAAUAAACUACGGGACAGAGGAGUGGAGCUUUUCUCUGCUGGUUUGGCAUAUCCUCAAUGUAAACUGGAGAUCCUGAGGAUGAGCGACUGUGGUGUUACGUUUGAAGGUUGUGCUUCUCUGGCUUCAGCUCUGAGAUCAAACCCAUCACACCUGAGAGAACUGAAUCUAUCAUGGAAUAAACUAAGAGAUGCGGAUGUGAAGCUGCUUUCUGACCUGAAGAAUUAUCCACAAAAUGAACUGAAGAUACUUUUGUUUUAGAUGUUUGUCUGAUCUUCUAUGGAUCAGCUGAUGGUGAAUAAAGAGCCACUACUGAUGCAUUACAUUCAACAGAAUCAGCAAACACAAACCCAUGGUGAUCAUGUGUAGCUUUCCAUAAUGAUCCAAUCCUUGAUUGAAAGUCGUAAAGGAAACUUCAGAAGUAGCCUAACUGUGAGCUCAGAUAAAGGCCACUCCAGUAUCAGAUGCUGAAAGAUCUGUUUAUAUGAACACUGAGCUUUGCAUUCUGAUUCACAGUUUUUAUUUGCAUGUUUUUAUCUCUUCCAAACAAAACUUCAGCGUAUCUGUUGUGCCCUAGUCACAGCUUUCCGGAAAUGGAGAAAGCCACCGUAAUAAUGUCAUGGAGCUAUCAUGAUUAUACUGGACAUUUUGGCUUGAUGGCAUUCCUAACAGGAAAGCUGACAAUUUUAUAUAUGUGUGCACAUGCCUACUCCAUCUAGAUGUAAAUUACAUCUUUAUCUCAAUUACAUUUAUGUUUGUUUUCUUUCAUUUUGUUGUAAGUAGCCAGAGC